Molecule: messenger RNA, 1899 nt
Organism: Sordaria macrospora k-hell
Lineage: Eukaryota; Fungi; Ascomycota; Sordariomycetes; Sordariales; Sordariaceae
Source: RefSeq, a predicted model, not a curated record
AUGCCUUCCCGGGCCAGAACCAUGAGCACCAUAUCCAUUGGCCCCUCCCACCAAGAAGAUCCCACCGUCCGUCUCCUGGAUAUACAAUCUCAAGGGACCAGUCGCGGCACUUCCAACACCCGCAGUCGCAAUAGCCUCGACGACCUGGCCAGCGCGAUUCUCGAAGAUACAACCAUGACCUCCGCCUUGGAGUCGCCGGUUGAUCGGGGCCCUCGAGUUGUCUCUGAUGAGACCCCAUGCACCGUCACUCGCGUGUAUCCCCAUCCUAUCCAGAACAUCGCCAUAGUUGAAGAUGAUGGAGUUGAGGAGGCACCCGCCGCCAAUCGAAAGAUUCGCCAGCGACCCGCUCCUGUCGUGCGACCCUCACCCAGCCUACCCAGAAGGUCGUCGAGACGCCGGUCCACUCGCCAGCGACAAUCUCCCCCAGCUCCUCCACGAGGUGACUACGUCAAGGGACUCCCAAAGUCCAGUACGGGCGCUCUGAAUCCCCUGGCAAUGCAUCCGCCGAACAGUAGGAUGACCAAGUUGCCCGCAUCGGCAACAAUGCCAUUGACAACCCUUCACGGACAGUCCAAUGCCUCCCCGACGACCUCCAACAAGCCUGUCAGCUUUGACCCUGCAGAGAUUGCCGACAAGAUCGAAAAGAUGCUGGCUGCUACCCAGGCACUAAAGUCAGAGCCACAGCCUGCACAACCUACAACUGCGAUUCCCUCCAGUAGCACGUCUUCAAAAGUCUCUCGCCUAGUCAAGAAGAACGGCCUAUUUAAGAAGGUUUCCCAUGCGCUUUCUGAACGGCGGCUUUUCCCCAAGAAUCAGUCCAAAGAGUCAAAGGUGCAAAACACCGUGGAAGAGGAGGACGAAACAGAACUUGUGGCACCACAAGACGUUGCAGGGAAGAGGACAGGUCUGAAAUCGAUCGAACUACGCCUUAAUGAGGGUGUGAACUUGAACAAAGACAAGGUUCAAAAGAUCUUUGGCGGAAAAGUCCGUCGCAAGCCCGUUCCCAUGAACGGCAAGACCUUACGCACCCGUAGGUCGCUGGAUGAUCCUUUUUCGUCUCCAAGCUCACUCCGGCGGCAUGUCACCGAGUUUGAAACCCGUCUUCGAGGAGACUCUGUGGACGAUUCUGUGCUGCCGCCUCUUUCAUCCGAAAAUCCAUUCGAGUCGGAGAGAGUGAUGGAGGGCAGCCUGGACUCAAUCCUCCCGUCUGCUCCCAUUGCCUCAUCAACCCCCCGAAGGGGCUACAAGCGCACUUCGUCGCCCAGCGAGAGUCCUACCAAGAAACCUCGUGGUGGUCUGCGAAGCCGCAGCAUCGAUUUCAAUACUAUUUUGCCCAUGGGUCUAUGCUCGGAGAGUGCGCAACCCAAGAAAAACCCCUUGGCUUUGUCUUCGGGACUUGCCAACAUGUUCUCUUACGUCCCUGUUGUUGAUGACUUCGAGAGAAAGAAACAUCCCUCCCCCGCCAAGGGUGACUUGGAGCUCAUGACCAUGGAGUUUCGCACGCAGUAUCCGGACGUGCUUUUGGGCCGCGCCGCAGUAAAGCAAGAUGAGCAAGACGAGCUUGCUCGUAGUACCCUUCAUUUGCCCGGCUACGACGCCGAUCGCGAGAACAAGUACCUUCGUCCACCUUGCGCCAGUCGCUCCGCCAGCAACCGAUCCGGGGAGAGUACAGAGGAUGACGAGGCAAUGGUACCCUUGCUGAGACCUAGUCGAUCCAGGCAGCUUCACGGUGUCCCGCGCAAAGCUGUCAUCAAACCUGCCGGCAUCGCACGUUCUCGGACAGACUCGCAGCUCACUUGCAACCCGUAUGUUCGCCAUAUGGAGACUGACGAGCUCCAGAGGGAUUCUCCCGCCACGAAGCAUGGUUAUAGACCUCUUGGCUCACAGGAAGUUUUUUGA